Messenger RNA from Hemiscyllium ocellatum (epaulette shark), 408 nucleotides. RefSeq names its product ATP synthase F(0) complex subunit C1, mitochondrial. The transcript has 2 exons. NCBI's taxonomy places the organism in Eukaryota, Metazoa, Chordata, Chondrichthyes, Orectolobiformes, Hemiscylliidae. The coding region runs from base 1 to 228 and encodes 75 amino acids. The record is from RefSeq and is a predicted model, not a curated record. Gene Ontology annotation, molecular function: proton transmembrane transporter activity. Gene Ontology annotation, biological process: proton motive force-driven ATP synthesis; proton transmembrane transport.
AUGGGGCCUACUGCUGCUAAGUUCAUCGGUGCUGGUGCUGCUACUGUUGGAGUGGCAGGCUCUGGUGCUGGUAUUGGGACGGUAUUCGGCAGCUUGAUCAUUGGUUAUGCCAGGAACCCUUCCCUGAAACAACAGCUUUUCUCUUAUGCCAUCUUGGGAUUUGCCCUGUCUGAAGCUAUGGGUCUCUUCUGUCUGAUGGUUGCCUUCCUGAUCCUGUUUGCCAUGUAAAUUCCUGUGGGAGAAUCCGGAAGAUGGCUGGGGAAGAGUAAAUUAUUGUAGUGUGUGGCUUUGGCCUCUGUCACCACGAAGUAUUGAAAUAGGAUUAUUUUUUCAAUCCAAUUGUGUAAGAUCUCUUCUGAUUUAAUAGCGCAGGAGUCACUGAAUAAAAUGGUUAAACAAGAAAUAAAA